This is a messenger RNA of Tarenaya hassleriana, 517 nucleotides long. Its product is annotated as ethylene-responsive transcription factor ERF023-like. The transcript has a single exon. Lineage: Eukaryota; Viridiplantae; Streptophyta; Magnoliopsida; Brassicales; Cleomaceae. The record is from RefSeq and is a predicted model, not a curated record. Bases 120 to 512 code for a protein of 130 amino acids.
GAUUAAAAGGGAGGUGUCAUGCAUGGGCAUUUACGUAAUUUCAGAACGCGGAGCCGUAACGCCUUCCGCAAGUGUACGGCUUGGAUCUUUUCCAGAGCCGGGGAUGGCUGCAAAAGCCUAUGACGUGGCGGCUUUGUGCCUCAAAGGACGAAAAGCACAGCUCAAUUUCCCCCGACGAGGCCGAUGAUUGGUCUCGACCGUCCACGUGUACGGCCAGGCAUAUUCAGGCCGCCGCCUCCAAAGCCGCUCACGCCGUCAAGACCAGGUCCAAGACCAUCGACGGCGAAGUUGUCGUCGUUUCCGACAUUGACGACGGCAACAAUUUCUGGGAGGACAUUGAGCUGCCGGAGUUGAUGUUGACCGGCGGGUGGUCCUCCGCUUGCGUCAACGUAGAUGCCACGUGGCUCGUCGACGGAGAGUUCACGGCGUGCCUGUUGUGUCUCUCUCUCGUCGUAUGCGUGUCUGUGCACACAUGGAUUGUACGAGGCCUUGGGCUUGGGAGAGCUCCUUAGACCCA